ACACACAGCGCAUCAUCAUGAUCAUCAUCAUCGCAUAGGUACACACAGCACACCUAACAGGAAAAGCGAACCCGGGUAGCCUACGUAGUGCUGUCGGGGCAAAGUGCUGUUCACGAGCACCUAUCACAACACACACAGGGGGACGUCACACACACAGGGCACGUCACACGCGCUUCCGAGAGAGGCUCCAUCCAAGAGUGGGAGAGCCAUCUCUGAAGAGGACAGCACCAGUCACCAUCCUCAAUCAUGAAGAAGAGGAAGUUCAGGUUCCAGGUGACAUUCGACUUGGACGAGUUGACGUGCGUGCCCUUCGUGAACGGAGUCCUCUUCUGCAAGCUCCGUCUCUCCGACGGGGGCAGCUUCACGGCGCAGUCGAGCAGGGAGCAGGUGGAGGAGAACUCGGUUCAGUGGCGACGGACGUUCGAGUUCCCGUGCAAGAUGACGUCCAACGUCACCACGGGGGUGCUGGAGCCGUGCGUGCUCCGCGUGUCCGUGCGCAAGGAGACCAAGGGUGGGAAGACCUACUCCAAGCUGGGCUUCGCCGAUGUGAACCUGGCGGAGUUUGCCGGCUCGGGGAGCACGUGCCGUCGGUUCCUCCUAGAGGGUUACGACACCAAGCACACGCGCCAGGACAACUCCACGCUCAAGGUGACCAUCGGGAUGCACCUCCUCUCUGGUGACCCGUGUUUCAAAACUCCGCCGGUGGCCAGCGCCGUCGGCGUCGCGGUCGAGGAGCCUCUGCAGCCGGCGCUGCGCGGCGAGUCUCCCUGCGCCAACUCCAGCGCCGCCGCCAGCGCUGCCUCUGCCACCGCCGGCGCUUCUUCCUCCUCCUCCGCCCUGUCCCGCGGCUUCAGCUCGCUGAGGCUGGCGCGAGCGGCCACCCCGCGCCCGUCCGUGCUGCCGCUCGCCCUUGUGAACUCGUCGCAGUCACCGCUGCCGAGCCCCGAGGACGGCUACUUCACACUGCCGUCCCGCGGCCCCAGCCACUGCAGCCGUCAGCUGUCGCGAGUGUCCAGUGAGCGGUCGCGUGUGUCCGGCUACAGCACGGAGCACUCGGGCUCCUCCAGCACCUCUGACCUCAUGCCGGGCCCCGCGUCGCCGCUGCACAAGGCGGCGGCCAUCACGGCGUCCGCGUCGACCCCGUGGAUCGCGAGCCAGCCGCACGGCGCCGCACCGGCGCGGGGCCGGAACCGGCUGCCUCCACGGCCUCCUCCGCCCGCAAGCGUGCGCAGGCGUCCGCCGGAGGCGGCGGAGAGGCCGGAGUCGCGGGUGGACGAGACGCGGGUGGACGCGGUGGACGUGGUGGACCAGAUCCUGCAGAUGCAGGACUUCACGGCCAAGAGCACCAACGAAGAGGACGGCUUGACUCUCUUCGUCGGCCGAGACGGGACGUGGGAACUGCGCGGCCACCAGAUCGCAAACGGGAUCUCGCCCGGGCCGUACGAGCCGGUCGUGAUCAGCCGGAACAGAGACGCACGCUAAGCGCCGGCGGCGGCGGCGGCGAGGGCUCCUCAUGGGCGCGUCGGACGCCACCCAUGGACCCCGUGGGCCCCCGGGGGUAGAGGGCAGCGCCACGUCCGCUUCUCUGCCGCCCUCGCGCGGGUCGCUGGACGUUGCCGGACGCGAGCGUGGCGGGACGCUGGGCCUCGGGGGGCAGAGACUUCCGCAGAAGCGUCACGGCCCCGUCUCCUUUCACCGGUCUGGGCCAGUGGUGGAAAUCCCACAUCCCUAUGGUGGGAGCCACACCAUGCACGAUGUGUCCACUGUUUGGUUGCCCACGAAGAUGUAUUCACUUUAAUGAAGCCUUAGUGGGAUGAUGAGGUUAUGAGUUGAUCCCCAAAAUUUGAAUGUCCACUGUUCUGGCAGUGGGUCGGGUCUCCUGGCUGUGUCGACUCCAAUGGACUUGCCGUUAAUGCCCAGCUGCAGUGAUUAUCAGCAGCAUACAUCUCUGUAAAAUAAACACUAUAGGUCAGGUGAGCAUUUUCCACCGGCACAUCUGAGCCGAGCCAGCCACGGUACAGUUGUUGUUUUCCCCACUGGAUGUUUGCCGAGCCGAGCAGGGAGCCAAAACGUGGCACCACCGCUUGCCUCACAAUACGACGUCUGAAUCUGGCUCGGGGCCAAGCAGGGCCAGGGGCGUGGCUAGCGACGCGUUGGAUGUGUGUAACGUUGCAGUAGUCAAGAAAGUGUGACGUGUAACCGCGGCGUCUACGAGCGGCUCGACCCGUUCACGGCACGAGAAGUCGGUGGCACGGCACGGCACGGCUCGGCUUGGCUUCUACAGUGGAUAAACCACCGGGCGCCUCUUGAAACGUGCACCAGGCUGGCUCGGCACGGCCCCGGCACGGCUCGGUUGUGCAGUGGAAAAGGCAUGUGGGAUUUAUCCGGUCGAAGCCGGCUCCAGCCAGCUGGAAUAUAAUUUACCAUUUCAUCUCGAUAACUGUAAACGGUAUUUUUUUUUUUACGUGAGUGUGUAACAAGAGGUUUAGGUAACUUUUUUUAAACGAAUAAUUGGGCCGCUUUGACUUUGACGUGGGCCGUAGGGGCUUUUUCAAGCCAACAGCGAAAAUUUGGGGUUUUUGUUUUGAGGCGUUUUAAGUUUCACCGUUGCCUACCGAUUGUGCCGAGUGGUGGCAGGGUUACUGCUCGGCGUUUAUAUAUUAAAACAAAGGUCGCCGUAGAGCUUGUAACAGGCUGUUGUGGAGCGGUAGUGUCGUGGGCAGCGCAUAGUGCUACACACACAAACAAUUUGCCUUUGCUACUGCAAGUGCCAAGGUGCCAAAGUCCUGUAGAAGGCAUCCACAGGGGGGAGAAGAAUGCCUUCUCCGAAGCCAAUUAAUGCACUUUCCCUCUCGUGCCAAGAAUCCAGAAUUUCGAUCAAUUAUCUGGGUGCCCAGCUAGAGACCAAACCUGCCCGGACCGCGCCCAACCUCGUCGUGUUCUCAGAAGCUAAGCAGGGAUUUUGAGCCUGGUUAGUACUCGGAUGGGAGACCAUCACCAGGGCCUUGCCAGCCGCUUUGGUGUAGACGUGAGUUGUCUCCGGGCUCUCCAGGCUUUCUCCCACAUGAAGCCGAACACUCCUUGGUCAUCGUUGCUUUGGUCAAACAUCCCAUUGCAGGACGCUCCUGGUGAAAGAGUCUUGAGACUCACCGCGGCAUUUCCCUGGGUAAUUAUUGGCCAUUUUUUUCUAUUUGCACAGGAGAGUUCCUCUUACCACGUGGUGAUGUGGGGGACCGAUGUCGCGCGUCCUGUUAUUCGCGAUUUUACUUCCCGCUCGUUUGUGGCACUAAGUAAUCGUGGACAAUCGGACGGCCAGGACCAAGCGUACACAGGUCGCGCACCCGCUUAUUUUCAGCGUCAGCAGUGGGAGAAAAAGCAGUGGAUACACCGCUGCAGUCGCUACGGUGCGACCGUGCUUGUACGUAUAUCGCGGUGACUGGGUGAUACCUGUUUCUCUGUUGUUUAUCGCUCCGCGGUACAGUGGGACAUUCCGUGUGCGAACGUUGAUUUGUAAGCGUACGUUCAGCGCGCGCGUGCGUGCGCGUCGCAUACGGACAGCGUCGGUGCGUUAGUCUUGUUUACAGCGACGUCGCCGACCCCUCUGCCGAUCCUACUUGCUGUGCUGCGUACAGCGGCGUCCGCUAGAGGGGCGUCCCAUCGGCAGGCCACGCGCCGUGGCCGUCCCGGAGCGGGUCAAGCCCACCUCGUCCCCCCACGUGGGCCGCGUGGAGGAUGAGUAGGCCAAAGCACCUUCUGUACGGAGCGACUCUCCCUCGGGAGCUUGCCUCCAGGAGUUGUGGGGAAGACGGCCCUUCCGCCAGCAGGGGCGCGAGCAGAAAAUUGCAGGGCAGCGCCUCUGCCGUUUUGGUGAGGACGGCAACGUCCCAGCGACUUUGUGGGCCUCAACGCCGCUGGUGACGGUGGUGACGGUGAUGACGACAGUAGUUUUUUUUGUUUUACGCUUUCUAAGCGGCGCUCUGUCAGCCUCGUCUUCCAUUCUUGUGCGGGCACAGGGAUGGAGAUCGCGAGAGAGUUGUCGGAGGGUGGCGGAGUUUGGGGAAUGUUCUAGACGAGAGAAGAAGAACGAAGCCAAACGCUUUUGCUAUUCUGCUGGUUCAGAAACGAUGUUUACGCAACGUUAGAGGGGGGUGAGGGGUUAGUGGGGGAGUAGUUACUAGUGGCGAGGGCUAAAUGUGUUGCACUGCGACACCCCCCGUCUCUCCCGUGUUACCGAUCGCAGAACUCGGCGAGAGCAAUAUCGAUCAACCGGGGCCCAACACGCGAGCGAUGAGUCGCGUGCAACCAAAUUGCGCGCGACUCAAUCACAUCUCUGCAACCGGUUGCAGGGAGCAGCGGCGCAGAACCUGUCGCUGCCGCUCUCGCGGUCGAGGCGGACGCGGCUGUCAAGCGUCGGCCUGGCUCGGCGAUUCGUAGCGACGCGUCGCAUCGCCGGUGCGACGCAGUCGGCGAGCCGGCGACUGGUUGCUACGUUCCUCGGUGCGCCGAUCCACUCCGCUACGCGACGAACGAGCGGGUUUGGUCGGGCAGCUUCGUCGGCUCGGCUGCGGACGCGGCUCCGGAGGGCAUGGAAUCGAAUCACCCGAGCGGCAACUUGUAAUCUGUCCACCUUGGAGCGAGCGUCUGUCUCGCUCGCUCUUCUGGUCAUGUCGCGCCUUGGCCGGCACGUAGUCCGACGUUUCGCGCCCUCCGGACGCUUGCCGGCACAAUGCAGCAGAGGCGCCGCAGUCGCGAACGAUGAUAUUGACGCGUGUCGCUGUGGUGAGACAAGGUGGCACGCGGCUGGUAGCCGCAGGCAAAGCGACGGGGGUAUACUGGAUGUGGUGUGCCGGGUGCGGAUAUAUUUUUGUUCAGGUCGGUGACCCCGAACACAGGCCUGGCUGAAAUUAAACCCCGCCCUCUGUUCAUUUAAACUACUGAUAUCCUAAACAGAUACUGUAUAUGGGAAUAGGUUAUGGGAUUGUCAUAUGCGAUAUUAAACUCUGAUAGGUUGUGUCUGUCUUGUGUUACAUGGCCACUGCUUCGUUGUCACGGAACGUUGGACCACCCUUGAUAUUCCUGAAAUAAAAUAACUUACAAAUCGA
This is a messenger RNA of Lethenteron reissneri (Far Eastern brook lamprey), 5102 nucleotides long. RefSeq names its product early estrogen-induced gene 1 protein-like. NCBI's taxonomy places the organism in Eukaryota, Metazoa, Chordata, Hyperoartia, Petromyzontiformes, Petromyzontidae. The record is from RefSeq and is a predicted model, not a curated record.